This is a messenger RNA of Mucor mucedo, 357 nucleotides long. RefSeq lists its product as uncharacterized. The transcript has 3 exons. Lineage: Eukaryota; Fungi; Mucoromycota; Mucoromycetes; Mucorales; Mucoraceae. The coding region runs from base 1 to 357 and encodes 118 amino acids. The record is from RefSeq and is a predicted model, not a curated record.
AUGUUCUCUUAUCAUGGUUGGAAGCGAGGUUCAAUUCUUUCAUUUGUCGGUAACUGGUCUGGAAAAGGAUCAUAUACCCGUGGGCAUACACGACGAAACACAAAACUGAUUCUGAAUCGAUUCAAUUCUGUCACUGUUAAUCAUGUCGCUGUAGUAGAUAAGUUUAAAAGACUGUCGCCAACAAGACGUACGACAGUAAAUCGAGACAUAAAUGGUGUAACCAACAUCGCACUCAUUGGCUGUUCUUGUGUGGUCUCAGAAAGCUCUUUCGAAGAGAUCCUUUUAACGCAAACAAGUACAACUUGUCACACCAUUAUCAAUGCGACAUUGGAAUCCCCGGUUGCUUCGGAGACUUAA